Suncus etruscus (white-toothed pygmy shrew) is the source of this 1413-nucleotide messenger RNA. It is a transcript of the gene ENO3, whose product is annotated as enolase 3. The transcript has 12 exons. Lineage: Eukaryota; Metazoa; Chordata; Mammalia; Eulipotyphla; Soricidae. The record is from RefSeq and is a predicted model, not a curated record. Gene Ontology annotation, cellular component: phosphopyruvate hydratase complex. Gene Ontology annotation, molecular function: magnesium ion binding; phosphopyruvate hydratase activity. Gene Ontology annotation, biological process: glycolytic process. The coding region runs from base 29 to 1333 and encodes 434 amino acids.
CCCAGGAACCUAGAGCCUGGGUGCAGCCAUGGCCAUGCAGAAAAUUUUUGCUCGGGAAAUCCUGGACUCCAGGGGCAACCCCACGGUAGAGGUCGACCUGUAUACAGCGAAGGGUAGAUUCCGGGCAGCUGUCCCCAGUGGAGCUUCCACAGGGAUCUAUGAAGCUCUGGAACUAAGAGAUGGAGACAAAUCUCGCUACCUGGGGAAAGGGGUCCUGAAGGCUGUGGAACACAUCAACAAGACUCUUGGUCCUGCCUUACUGGAUAAGAAACUAAGCGUUGUGGAUCAAGAAAAAGUUGACAAAUUUAUGAUUGAGCUGGACGGAACUGAGAACAAGUCCAAAUUUGGGGCCAAUGCGAUCCUAGGCGUUUCCCUGGCAGUGUGCAAGGCUGGAGCAGCUGAGAAGGGAGUCCCACUCUACAGACACAUUGCAGAUCUGGCAGGGAACCCAGAUCUGGUCCUCCCAGUUCCUGCCUUCAAUGUGAUCAAUGGGGGUUCCCAUGCCGGAAACAAGCUGGCCAUGCAGGAGUUCAUGAUUCUGCCUGUGGGAGCCAGUUCCUUCAAGGAAGCCAUGCGCAUUGGUGCUGAGGUCUACCAUCAUCUCAAGGGGGUCAUCAAGGCAAAGUAUGGGAAGGAUGCCACCAAUGUGGGUGAUGAAGGCGGCUUUGCGCCCAACAUCCUGGAGAACAAUGAGGCCUUGGAGCUGCUAAAGACGGCCAUCCAGGCAGCUGGUUACCCUGACAAGGUGGUGAUUGGUAUGGAUGUAGCAGCAUCUGAGUUCUUUCGCAAUGGGAAGUAUGAUCUUGACUUUAAGUCACCUGAUGACCCUGCUCGGCACAUCACUGGGGAGAAACUGGGGGACCUGUACAAGAGCUUUAUCAAGAACUAUCCUGUUGUCUCCAUUGAGGACCCUUUUGACCAGGAUGACUGGGCCACCUGGACUUCUUUUCUCUCUGGGGUUGACAUCCAGAUUGUGGGGGAUGACCUCACAGUCACCAAUCCCAAAAGGAUUGCCCAGGCCGUUGAGAAGAAGGCCUGCAACUGUCUGCUGUUGAAGGUGAACCAGAUUGGUUCAGUGACUGAAUCCAUUCAGGCCUGCAAACUGGCUCAGUCUAAUGGUUGGGGAGUAAUGGUGAGCCACCGCUCCGGGGAGACUGAGGAUACAUUUAUUGCUGACCUUGUAGUGGGGCUCUGCACAGGACAGAUCAAGACUGGUGCGCCCUGCCGCUCAGAGCGGUUAGCCAAGUACAACCAACUCAUGAGGAUUGAGGAGGCUCUUGGGGACAAGGCUGUCUUUGCUGGACGUAAGUUCCGUAACCCAAAGGCCAAGUGAGAAGCUGGAGGGCCCAGGACACCUGGACAGCCUCAGGCCGUCAGGCCCUUCUUUGUGAAAUAAACACUGAUACCAACCAC